CGUCGUUGCGAAUGUUGCAUAGCAACAACCAUCAACAAUAGCGUCUUGACACGCUUUUAAUAAACGUUCAGACACUAGAGGUAGGUUACAAGUGAUUCUAAGUCGUCAAACUUAAUUUCCAUAAGUACAUUUUAAACAGGUAUACCUCAAGUAGAUAAAGAGACAAACAUUCCAAUUAUAUGUUAUGACUUUAGAGUGCUAGCCAGUUAGCUUUAUGGACAAAGUUUACGCAAGUUAACCUCCCUGAAAAAAAAGAACUGCAGGAUUUCUUACCUAAACGAGUGGUCGAAAUGUCGGUGCCUUUCUGCAACACCCACCUGAGGAUCCCACGGGGAUUUGGCGCCGUCCUUGAAGGUCUGGUUCGAGAAAUUCUACGUGACCAACCUGGAGACAUUCCCAAAUAUGCCGCCCUCUACUUCAAGCGCCUUCUCGGCCAACGAGAAGGUAGUGGCGUGGACCCAAUUGAGUGGGCUGCCAGCCUGGAGGACAGAUUUGACAGCGACCGUACAUUUCAGGAUGUUCCUCAAGCGGUACCUGAAACAGAAGUUCCCAUUUCUGAACAAAAAACACCUGAGCCACAAACUGAAGAAGUGCCUGCUCAGUCAUCAGAGUCCACACAACUUCAAGUCUUAGCAGCAACGUCUGAUCAAGUUGACCCAACUGAGGCUCAAAACGAGAAAGCCCAGGAUUUACCUCAGUCUGAGACACCAAGUGAAGUCUCACAGGGAGAAGAGAGCACUGAAGCUGGAGCGUCUGAGGAAAUGGCUAAGGAUGAGUCUGGGGAAGUGGCGCAAGAGGAGGCUAUAGAAUUAGCUCAGGAAGUAGCUCAGGAGGAGGUUCAGGAAGAGGCUCAGGAAGAGGCUCAGGAGGAGGUUCAGGAAGAGGCUCAGGAAGAGGCUCAGGAGGAGGCUCAAGAAGAGGCUCAGGAGGAGGCUCAGGAAGAGGCUCAGGAGGAUGCUCAAGAGAAGACUCAGGAGGAGGCUCAAGAAGAGUCUCAGGAGGAGGCUCAGAAAGAGGCUGAGGAGGAGGCUCAGGAAGAGGCUCAUGAGGAGGCUCAAGAAGAGGUUCAGGAGGAGGCUCAGGAAGAGGCUCAGGAGGAGGGUCAAGAGAAGACUCAGGAGGAAGCUCAAGAGAAGGCUCAGGAGGAAGCUCAGGAGAUGACUGAAGGGGAUGCUGAAGAGAAUGCCGAAGGGAACGCCGGGGUGGACGCUGACCCAGAUGCCGAGGAAGACGCUAUAGGGGGCGAUGUGGUGGAAACUGAGAUGGAAGCUGCCAAUCUUGGCGAAACAGAGACAACUACGGAGGAAGUCACAGUUGAUGGUACUGAAGAUGAUGGUAAUUCUGAGGUUGCUGAGGAGGAGAAGCCCAAAGCAGAGACAACAGAAACAGAAGAAGCACAGCCUCAAAGCGAAACCCUCGAUGAGAAAGAAGAAGGUGAAGCUCAAGCUGAAAAGCCAACUGAGGAGGAAGAAGCAGAAACUGAGGCUCCUCAUGAGGAAGCUGAUGCAGAAGGAAAUUUGCACACCGUCGCUGAACCGACAGAAAAUUCCUUGGUUGAGGCGGACUCUGUGGAAACUCCACAGGCCGAGCAAAGUAACGACGUGGAAAACCAGCCAGAAGAUGAAGGUCCAGAGGUGGACACUCAGGAAGAGCAAGGCAACAAUGAGCCUGAAAUGGAGGGAGAGCAAAAUGUCACAAACGAUGAGCAAAUGGAAGGUGAAGCAGCGAAUAACCUUCCAGAGGGGGCCGAGCCAGAGGUUGCACCAGAACCCAAUGAUUAGAACGAGAUGAGAUCUUGCCCUGUAAAGGCCCAGGUGUUGAUGUUGUCCUCUUCCUCCUGUGGCCAGCCCCCCGUUCCUCCCGCUGAGAGGACCAUGGCCUGAUUGGACACAGCACGCAUGUUUUUACUCUGAUCGAGAAAGAGAUGUGCACUGAGUGGUUACGCUCAAGAGGUUAGUAACCCACAUUGCUUCCAGUUUUUCUCCUCUUGUCAUAUGCUGUGUGACUGAGUCAGCCUAUUUAGAAUGCAUUGGCUUGCUUCUCAGGUUUUAACAGGCUUUUCCCUUAUCGACCACACACAUUAGGUCCACGGACGCAAUUUUCUGCAGGGUUUUUCCUGGCUUAAAUUGAGGCAGAGGUGCUACCAUCCUGACCAUGCUCCAUGAUGUGCAUGUAUUCUGUAAAUUCAACGGACUCACUUUCUUUGACAAGAAACCUACUUUUAAGUUAAGAGUUCCAAUAACAAUAUGACUUAUCAUGUUCAAGCAUUCGUUUAUUAAAACUUCUUCUUAGAGUCCACAAAUUCUUCCAUGGGAAUUCAUAAAGUUCACUCAUAAGUACUGCAAGGUGAAAAAGUGCAGUUUAAAAAAAAAAAAAGAAAAAAGUCAAUCGCGUAAAAGC
Hippocampus comes (tiger tail seahorse) is the source of this 2400-nucleotide messenger RNA. It is a transcript of the gene nrgnb, whose product is annotated as neurogranin (protein kinase C substrate, RC3) b. The coding region runs from base 291 to 1781 and encodes 496 amino acids. NCBI's taxonomy places the organism in Eukaryota, Metazoa, Chordata, Actinopteri, Syngnathiformes, Syngnathidae. The transcript is spliced from 6 exons. The record is from RefSeq and is a predicted model, not a curated record. Gene Ontology annotation, molecular function: calmodulin binding.